AAAUUUGAGGUUAUAUCAUCUUUGUUUUUCUCAGUGACAUUGAUGAUUGAUGAACUCAUCAGCUAUGAAUAAAAUUUUGAAUUACAUAACUUUUUACAGUGAUAAUUAUUAUAAGUACAUGUGGUUAUCUACAACUAAAUUACAAAUUAUCUAAUUGAAUUUAUGUCAAUAAUGGGUGUAAAUAAGAUAUUUGUAAAAGAGAUUCUAUCCUUCGUUCCUCGACAUAAACUAGUUAGUGAAAAAGAUCUAAACAUAUUGCUAGAUUUUAUUGAAAGCAAAAGUAAAAUCCUCGUUUUAACUGGAGCUGGUGUGUCUACCGAAAGUGGUAUACCAGAUUAUAGAUCAGAAGAUGUCGGUCUCUAUGCAAGAAGCAAUUCAAGACCUGUUCAAUACCAGAAUUUUAUUAAAAGUUCACAUGCUCGACGUCGGUAUUGGGCCCGUAACUUUGUCGGUUGGGAAAGGUUCUCGUCUUUCCAGCCAAACGAAUCUCAUAGAGCCAUCCGCGACUUGGAGUGCACCUACAAUAAAGUCUCCUGUUUGAUUACACAAAACGUUGAUAAUUUACAUUUUAAAGCCGGCAGUAAAAAUGUAAUAGAGCUUCAUGGUACAGCAUUUAAAGUAGUUUGUUUGUACUGCAAUGAGUUAUUCGAUAGACAUGACGUUCAGGACUUGAUAAAGCGUCAGAAUCCUGAAAUGAAUGAAACUUCUAAAUUUAUGCGACCUGACGGCGAUGUUGAACUGGAUGAUAGUGUCGUGGAAAGGUUUACUGUACCUUCCUGCCCUCAGUGCUCGGGUGUUAUCAAACCGAACAUUGUGUUCUUCGGCGAAAACGUUCCAAAAGCUCGCGUGUCAUUGGUCGCUCGAGAGAUAGACGCAUGCGACUCGGCGCUUGUGAUUGGCUCGUCGCUGUCGACCUAUUCGGGACUACGAAUCGCAGCGCAGGUCAAUGACCUUGGCAAACCGGUGGCAGUUUUAAAUAUUGGCUCCACUAGAGCCGACAGUUUUGCCAAAUUUAAAAUUGAGUGCCGGUGUGGAGAUGUUCUGACUAAGUUGCCGUGGGAUAGAUUGGUCAAAUCAUAGUUUCUUCAUUGAAUUCUAAAAUGAAACAUUGAAUAUAUCAAUUGUUCGAAAUGAAACUCAAUAGAAUAUAAUAUCAACGUUAUCAAGUACCCAUCGCAACACUACUAGUAUCAACUCUUCAAGAGCGAUUUUCCUUUUUCAAGAGUUGAAACUAUUCGAGUUGUAAUAAAAUAAAAGGGUACUUGAAAAAGAAAAUGGCGAUUCAGUGCAAUAUGGUUUUGUACAAUAAUGUAUUGAAUUUUCCAUGCAUUUGUCAAACCUACUUAAAGCUAGGUUUAAACUAUGUAGCAGAGCUACAUGUA
Messenger RNA from Nilaparvata lugens (brown planthopper), 1382 nucleotides. RefSeq names its product NAD-dependent protein deacylase Sirt4 (gene Sirt4). The transcript has 2 exons. Lineage: Eukaryota; Metazoa; Arthropoda; Insecta; Hemiptera; Delphacidae. The record is from RefSeq and is a predicted model, not a curated record. Bases 163 to 1080 code for a protein of 305 amino acids. Gene Ontology annotation, molecular function: NAD+ binding.